AUGAAUCAUUCUUCUCAUUCUAAUGAACCAUCUUCACAUGGAUAUAUAUCAUUUCAAUCAAAUCUUAGUAAUGAUUUAUUACAUAGUAUUAAUUUUAAAAGUCUCAAUCAUCAUGAGUCAGAAUCUACUCAUAUCAAUACUGGAAUUAUUUAUUUACCAAUACCAGAACCACGAUUACAACUUGCUAAACCACAACAAUCAUUAGAUUUCAAACAUCAAACCGAACAAGAUUUUUAUAUACGUUACCAAUAUAUAAAUGAUGAAGAUUUAAAUUAUUUGUUAAAUAAUAUUCAAGAGAACGAUGCUAAUCGAUAUAAACUUAGUUAUCAUCAUUUAUAUCAAAGUGUAUUUCAAUCGAUAUUAAAUGGUAUUGAUUUAAAUGAAGAAAUUAUACAAUUAAAACAUUCAAUAAUAUAUCAAAAUGAAAUUUUACCUAUAUUAAUAAAUAAUCAUAAAUUAGCAAAACGAGAAAAAAAAAUUCUAUAUAAUAUUUCAAGAAAAAGUUGGCAAAAAUUUGAUGAAUGUAUACAGAGUGAAGUCAAUAUACAAUAUCAACUUGAACAAAUAAAAAAAGAACAUCAAAAUUUAAAAAAUUUAAAAAUAAAACAAGAACAAUAUCAAACAUUUUAUUUGAAAUUACAUGAAAUUAAUAAUGAUAUAACACAAUUAAAAAGAGAUCAAUUACAAGAAGAAAUUCAUGAAACAAAAACUCAUUGUUCUCAUAAUAUAAUUCAAUUAAAUAUUCUUAAAUCCAAUAUAUUACGAUCACAUACAAAUGAAUUAAAUAAUCUUCAAUUAGAACGUGAUUCAUUAAUAACACAAACUGAAUUAAUAAAAUAUAAUUUAUUUGAACAAAUCCAACAAUUCGAUAAUAUUCUUAAUAAUUAUCGUACAAGUUUAAAUAGUUUUCGAUUAACAUUAUAUGAACUUGAACAACAAUUAAAACAACAAACAGAUAAUGAAUUAAUAAACUUACAAAUAUUUAAUUCAUUUCAACGUCAAACUAUUUAUGAUGAUACAAAUCAAUUAAUAUUAAUAUUAGAAAAUAAAAUCGACGAAAAAAAUUCACUUAAAAUUCAAUUAGAAAAAUCGAUUGAAAAUUAUCAAGAAAAUAUUUUUAAACAAAAACAACUCUUAAUUAAAAAAGAAAAUGAUUAUAAAACAAUGGAUCACAUUGAUCAACAACUUAAUGAUAAUUUGAAUAUUCAUCGUGAAAUGCAUCUUCAACUAAAAACCGAACGUCGAUCAAUUGAUCGUCAAUUAAGAACGAAUUUAAAACAAUAUGCAAAUGAUGAUCGUCUUAAUCAUACAUUAAUUCAACAACAUGAUUCAUUAUUAGCUCGAAAAAAAAUCGAUCAAAUACGUAUUCAUGCAUUCAAUGAACGUAUUUAUCCAUUAAUGGAUGAAAAUAAUCGAUUGAAAACUUUUGUUGAACAACUUCAUCGACAAUAUACACAAAUUAAUCCAAAUAAUUUAAUUGAAUUACGACAAGAUAUUCUUCAUCUUAAACAAACACAUCAAACAUUAAAACAACAAAAACUUCAUUAUUAUUCUACGAAACAUAAUUAUGAAAAAAAAGAUCAACAAUUAAAAAUAAAAAAUAAUCAAAUGACGAAUAGAAUGAAGAAUAUAUUAAAUAGAAUUCAACAAAAUGAAAGAGAUUUUAAAGAUAAUUAUCAACAUAUUCAAAUACUCGAAAAUAAACUUAUUGAAGAACAACAUUAUUAUUUACAAUUAAAAUAUACGGUAACAGAUAUGAAAAAUCGUUCAGAAUCAUACCGAACAAAACAACAUUCAAUACAAAUGCAAGCACAAGUAGCAGCGAAUAAUAUUAAAUAUUCUCAAUAUCGUUUAAAAACUUUUACUGACCAAUUAAUCAUCUGUCAUAAUGAUGCAAUUGAACAAAAGACAUCAUUAAAUAAAUUACGUGAAUAUUAUUCUACUCUAAAAGAAAAUGAUGAAAUUAAUUUGAAAAAACUUUCAACUAUUUAUGAACAGUAUACUAAUCUUCAAAAUCAAUAUAAAAUUUCGAUAAAUUCUCUUCAACAAACAAAUGAAAAUUUAACAAAAUAUUUAACAGUACGAUCAAGUUUAGGUCGUAUGGUUGUUCGUCGAGUUAAUUUAUGUCAAUUAUUAUAUAAAAAAAUAGUUCGAUUUGAUGAACAUAUUCAUCAACAAGAUCAAUCUAUUCAAAUGAUUUCUAAAUGUAUUAAUUCAAUAAAACUUCAAAUUCAUCAAAUUCGAAAUCAGAAUAGAAAAUUUGUUGAAAGAAAAGAUAAAUUUCAAUUUGAAACUGUUAAAAUUCAUAUGACAAAAAUACUCGAUCAUUCACAUGAAAAACAACGAUUACUGACAAAACAAAUAUUUCAACGACAUUUUUCAAUAAAACAUUCACUUAAUCCUUUACCAUUUGAAGAACAAAAUUAUUUACGAAAUAAAUUCUAUUUAUUAAAAACUCGUUUAAUUAAAAUUAUUUUUCGUGGAAUUAUUUCCAAUUUUGUUCUUUUAUCAAUUCAGCAAGAAUUUUCUAAUUUAUUAGAAGAUUAUACAUCAAAAACAUGGAGAGAAAAUUCUUCGAAUUUAAAUUUUAUACGAACAAAUCUCUAUCAAUUAAUACGACAAUUAAAAGCAAAAACAGCAGAAAAUAAUAUGCUUAUUGACUAUCAACAUUAUCUUCAAUUCAUUCAUACAGAUAUCAUUCAACAAAUUACACAAUGGAAAAGUAAAUUUGAAAAUUUAUUUUUCCUUAAUUUAUUAUUCUAUUUAGAUUUCAACAUGAUAGAUACUAUUUAG
Messenger RNA from Adineta steineri, 2793 nucleotides. The record is from the annotation of a GenBank genome assembly. NCBI's taxonomy places the organism in Eukaryota, Metazoa, Rotifera, Eurotatoria, Adinetida, Adinetidae.